UUACGGAACGAUACGCUCAAAAAAAAAUUGUGUGGUCUUCCUUUGUUUGCAAAAAAGAGUGGGACUGAGUAGCCUAUUCUGGAGAGAAAACAGGAAAAGAAAACAGACCUGAAAACAUGGGAAGUAAAGCGCGAAAACUCAUUCUCCACUUAGACGUAAACAAUACUAUCUUUGUAGGAGAUUCAAAGACAAAGUUGACAUCUUUAGAUGGUGUUUUGAAUGAGUAUUUGACAGAAAUUUUAUGGGGUAAAGUAGAUGGAGAAGACCUUUGGAGUCCAUUAAACAACCCAAUGUCUACUUCCCCUCCCUCGAGAACUGCAAUUUCCUACUACAAAUAUGCAGAGUAUAUGUUUGAAGAAGCGGGGAAACAUAGAUCAGAGUUCAAAGACCAUGCUAGACGGUUUACACUUGAAGGGAUUGGUAAACAAUUUCGCCCAUACCUAGACAGCGUGAAAGAGAAAUUGAAAGUUCCUGAAACAUCAAUAGUUGAUGCUAAGCUGAAUGCACUUGUCAUGAAAGAAGGUGAURGUUCCUAUUACCAGAUUCUGCCAAGCUAUUUCAAAUUACUCACUUAUUUGGUUAAUAGUGAUAGGGAGUUUUCCAUUGUACUCAGAACAUUUGGGAAUGAUGGAGACCUUGCUUUGAAAGCAACUCAACUUUACACUGAAAAUCAACAUCCUGAUUUCCCUUUUCCUCCAGGAAAAACACUUGCUGUUGAUCCUGAUCCAGGAAGAAUUGUACCAUCCAGCAAUGGACUUUCUAUCAUUACUCCUAAUGGUAAUACAGUUUCAUGCCUUAGCGGCAUAUAUAAUACCUUUAGUACAUCAACAGGAGUCCAGUUGUACUUAGAUAGUUAUGACUGGUGGAAGGAGAAUGAUUUCACUAGCAAAGCUGGGAAACCUAUAUUGAUUGAUUUGUCUGAUAAAUCAGUACAGCAUAUCAUAUUUGAUGAUAAUAUUAGAUCAUGGGAUCCUAAUGAUAAUAUUGUAAGUUUACUAGUCAAGGAACGUGAGCAGUUUCUACAAAAAGACUGCAAGGAGUUUGAUGGUCUUUGUCUUUUCAGGACAGACUUGUUUGGGAGCAUUUUAAAUGAAGAUUACUUUAUUGAAGUUUUAAAUAUGUGUGAGAAAAACUUUAAUGAUUAUCAAUCAAAAAUGAAAUGUGCAGUCAUUUAAAUUUAUACAAUCUUGUUCUCAUUAUCAUUGUAUAAAGUAAUGUUUGCAGUCUCUAGGGGAGGGGGUGAAAAUGUGUAUUGUAUUUGUUGCUGUAUUUUUUUUAUAUUUUUUUAAUAUGUGACUUUAAGGUUAGAAUAAAAUGUGUAAAUAGCUCCUGUGUUGAUCAUACUUGUAACUUAGGUUGGGCUGAUUUUGAAUAAUAUUUAAUUACUAAAUAA
Molecule: messenger RNA, 1393 nt
Organism: Exaiptasia diaphana
Lineage: Eukaryota; Metazoa; Cnidaria; Anthozoa; Actiniaria; Aiptasiidae
Exons: 1
Coding region: 117-1175 (352 amino acids)
Source: RefSeq, a predicted model, not a curated record